AGGCUUGGUGCGGAAAGAGUUGACAAUGAGAGAGACGUGAAGAACCUUUGCAAUUAAAAGUGUGUGGAGAGAACGAGGGAUUCGGCAGCGUUUUGCGAUUGACUGAAAGGGCGUGUGUGUGUAGUUCGCGGUGGCGAUUGUGGGGGACAUGGAAAGGACUGGAAUGGAUCAGCAUGUGGUUGUAAUAGCUACGCUCGGAAUAGAUGCGCGGCGGGGAAGGAAAUCGGGGUGGGGUGGGGGGCGGCGGCGAAGAGAGGAGAGCCCUUUCUUGAAAAGCUCCGGAUGCUUUAAAAUGUGCCGUCGCUGGUUCCCUGCAUGAGGAGGGCUGAGGGAGAGAAACUCUCCCCUCGCCAUGCCUCGGCCAAGGGAAAAGGGCUGAGCAGGAUGCCAGCACCCACAGUGUCCUGAAUGUGGAGAGUGCUGGAAGAAGAGGAGAUAUUAGCCCACAGAUCCCCUUUCCCUUCUUCACUGCCUUUGGUUUCUUCUAUUUAUUUAGUGGUUAGGUAGCUUCACAGCAAUUGCUGGAUGUGACGCUUCCACCAUGUGGCUCCUGAGGCUAAAGCACCACUGGUCGGUCAACAUCUGGACUCUGCUGCUCCUGGGGAGUGCUUGGCUGCCAUUAUCAGAGGGCACCCCAAAAUCCUCCUCUCCCUUUAGGACUUUCCCAGUCACAGAAUGGAGUUUGACACACUUGGUGGUCCACAACAAAACUGGGGAGGUGUAUGUAGGUGCCAUCAACCGGAUCUAUAAGCUUGCAAACAAUCUGACGCUAAUGCGCACUCAUGUGACAGGGCCAGUGGAUGACAAUGAGAAGUGCUACCCACCUCCCAGUGUGCAGUCUUGUCCACAUGGGCUAGUCAGCACAAAUAAUGUCAACAAGUUACUGCUAGUGGAUUACUCUGGGAACCGACUGAUAGCCUGUGGCAGUGCUUCUCAGGGCAUCUGCCAGUUCCUGCGCUUGGAUGACCUCUUCAAGUUAGGCGAGCCCCAUCAUCGCAAGGAGCACUACCUCUCCAGUGUCAAUGAGUCAGGAACCAUGUCGGGGGUCAUUAUUGAAGUGCAUAAUGGGCAAAACAAGCUUUUCAUUGGAACACCCAUUGAUGGCAAGUCUGAGUACUUCCCCACCCUGUCCAGCCGCAAGCUGAUGGACAGUGAGGAGAAUGCAGAGAUGUUUGGGUUUGUUUAUCAGGAUGAGUUUGUCUCAUCCCAGCUCAAGAUCCCUUCAGAUACACUUUCCAAGUUUCCCACGUUUGAUAUCUACUAUAUCUACAGCUUCAGCAGUGAGCAGUUUGUCUACUACCUGACCUUGCAACUGGACCCACAGCUUACCUCACCUGACUCUACAGGGGAGCAAUUCUUCACUUCUAAGGUUGUUCGGCUGUGUGUGGAUGACCCCAAGUUCUACUCAUAUGUAGAAUUCCCCAUUGGCUGUGUUCGAGAUGGCAUUGAAUACCGCCUGAUUCAAGACGCUUACCUCAGCAAGCCUGGAAGGGCACUGGCCAAGCAGUUGGGCAUCUCAGAGCAUGAGGAUAUCCUCUUCACAAUCUUCUCUCAGGGUCAGAAGAACAGGGUCAAGCCACCAAAAGAGUCUGUCCUUUGCCUCUUCACACUGAAGAAGAUCAAAGACAAGAUCAAGGAGCGCAUCCAGUCUUGCUACCGUGGGGAAGGGAAGCUCUCUUUGCCCUGGCUUCUGAAUAAGGAAUUGGGCUGCAUAAACUCACCUCUGCAGAUCGAUGACAAUUUCUGUGGGCAGGAUUUUAACCAGCCAUUGGGUGGAACAGUCACGAUUGAAGGUGUGCCGCUCUUUGUGGACAAAGAAGAUGGCAUGACAUCAGUGGCUGCUUAUGACUACCGUGGGCACACUGUGGUCUUUGCUGGCACACGACGUGGCAGGAUCAAAAAGAUCCUGGUGGACCCUGCCAAUCCCAUUGGACGUUCAGCAUUGCAGUAUGAGAAUGUCGUGGCACACGAUGGCAAUGCCAUCCUGCGGGACUUGGUGCUUAGCCCUGAUCUCCAGUACCUCUAUGCCAUGACUGAGAAACAGGUGACUCGAGUGCCAGUGGAGAGCUGUGAGCAAUAUACAACCUGUGCACUGUGUCUGGGCUCCAGGGACCCUCAUUGUGGCUGGUGUGUGCUCCACAAUAUUUGCUCACGGAAAGAUCGAUGUGAACGAGCAGAUGAGCCACAGCGCUUUGCUUCAGAUCUGCGCCAGUGUGUCCAGCUCACUGUUCAACCCAAAAAUAUUUCAGUCACCAUGUCAGAAGUCCCGUUGGUUCUGCAGGCCUGGAAUGUCCCUGAUCUCUCCGCUGGUGUGAAUUGCUCAUUUGAAGAUUUUACAGAGUCCGAGAGUCGCAUCGAAGAUGGCAGGAUCUAUUGCAGCUCUCCUUCCACAAAAGAUGUCAUCCCUAUCACUAGAGGGCGAGGUGAUAAGCGAGUGGUGAAGCUCUACCUCAAAUCCAAGGAGACUGGGAAGAAGUUUGCUGCUGUGGAUUUUGUCUUUUACAACUGCAGUGUUCACCAAUCCUGCCUAUCUUGUGUGAAUGGAUCCUUCCCUUGCCAUUGGUGCAAAUAUCGUCACAUCUGUACCCACAAUGCUGCCGACUGCUCCUUCCAGGAGGGACGUGUCAACAUGUCUGAGGACUGCCCUCAGAUCCUUCCCUCCACGCAGAUAUAUAUCCCUGUGGGUGUGGUGAAGCCCAUCACCCUGACAGCCAAAAAUCUGCCACAGCCACAGUCUGGACAGCGAAAUUAUGAGUGCAUCUUCCAUAUCCCUGGCAGUCCUACCCGUGUCACUGCCCUGCGCUUCAACAGCACCAGCAUACAAUGCCAGAACACCUCGUAUUUCUAUGAAGGAAAUGACAUCAGCGACCUCCCGGUGAACCUUUCUGUGGUAUGGAAUGGAAAUUUCAUCAUUGACAAUCCACAGAACAUUCAGGCUCACCUGUACAAAUGCUCAGCUCUUCGUGAGAGCUGUGGGCUGUGCCUCAAGGCAGAUCCACGUUUUGAGUGUGGCUGGUGUGUGUUAGAAAAGCGAUGUUCCCUGCGCCAACACUGCCCAACUUAUGAGAGCAACUGGAUGCACGCCAGCAAUGGCAACAGCCGCUGUGCAGACCCCAAAAUCAUCAAGCUGUUCCCUGAAACAGGACCCCGGCAGGGAGGUACUCGCUUAACCAUCAUCGGUGAGAACUUGGGCCUGAAAUUUGAGGAUGUGAAGUUCGGGGUCCAUGUUGGCAAAGUGACGUGCAUUCCCAUUGAGAGUGAAUACAUCAGUGCUGAGCAGAUUGUCUGUGAGAUUGGAGAUGCCAGUCCAAGCAAAAUCCAAGAUGCCCCUGUGGAAGUCUGUGUCAGGGAUUGUUUCCCCAGCUACAAGGCCACAGCCCCCAAAAGCUUCACCUUUGUGACUCCUACUUUCUCACAAGUGACACCACCUCGGGGUCCUCUCUCUGGGGGCACCUGGAUUAGCAUAAAGGGAAAGCACCUCAAUGCGGGAAGUGACAUUAAAGUGACCGUCGGAGACCAACCUUGUGCCUUUUCAUGGCGAAAUGCUGGUGAGAUCCGAUGUAGGACACCACCUGGCCAAAUCUCAGGAGAUUCACCCAUCUACAUCCAUAUCAACCGAGCUGUACUUAGUAAUCCUGAAGUGACAUACUACUACACUGAGGAUCCCACAAUUCAGAAGAUAGACCCUGAGUGGAGCAUCAACAGUGGUGGGACAUUGUUGACCAUAACAGGCACCAACCUGGCCACAAUCAAGGAACCAAGGAUCCGAGCCAAGUACGGCAGCGCUGAGAGAGAGAAUAACUGCACUGUCUACAAUGACACCACAAUGGUGUGCUAUGCUCCCUCCAUUGACAACCCAGUCCGGAGCCCCCCAGAGCUUGGCGAUCGUCCAGAUGAGAUUGGUUUUGUCAUGGAUAAUGUCCAGGCCUUGCUGAUCAUCAACAGAACCAAUUUUGUCUACUACCCAGACCCUGUUUUUGAGUCUCUCCCCUCUGGCAUGCUGGAGCUCAAGCCAAGCUCCCCACUCAUCCUCAAGGGCCGCAACCUGCUUCCUCCAGCAUCUGGUAAUUCCCGGCUAAACUACACUGUGCUAAUUGGUGAUACUCCCUGUGCCCUUACAGUUUCUGAGACCCAGCUUCUCUGCGAGUCACCAAAUCUCACAGGACAACACAAAGUGACGAUCAAGGCUGGGGGCUUUGAGUUCUCCCCAGGGACGCUGCAAAUAUACUCGGACAACUUGUUGACUCUGCCAGCCAUCAUUGGCAUUGGUGGAGGUGGAGGCCUCCUCUUGCUCAUCAUCAUCAUUGUCCUCAUUGCAUACAAGCGGAAGUCUCGAGAUGCUGACCGCACCCUCAAACGCCUCCAGCUGCAGAUGGACAAUUUAGAGUCUCGCGUGGCUUUGGAGUGCAAGGAAGCCUUUGCUGAGCUGCAAACCGAUAUUCACGAGCUAACCAAUGACUUGGAUGGGGCCGGCAUCCCCUUCUUGGAUUAUCGCACCUAUGCCAUGAGGGUCCUCUUCCCGGGAAUAGAAGAUCAUCCUGUGCUGAAGGAAAUGGAGGUGCAGGCAAAUGUGGAGAAGUCCUUGACCCUCUUUGGUCAGCUCUUGAACAAGAAGCACUUCCUGCUGACCUUCAUUCGCACCCUGGAGGCACAGCGCAGCUUCUCCAUGAGGGACCGGGGCAAUGUGGCCUCGUUAAUAAUGACGGCACUGCAAGGUGAAAUGGAGUAUGCCACUGGAGUGCUUAAGCAGCUUCUCUCAGACCUGAUUGAGAAGAACUUGGAGAGCAAGAACCACCCCAAAUUGCUCUUGAGGCGGACAGAGUCAGUGGCUGAGAAAAUGCUGACAAACUGGUUCACAUUCCUUUUGUACAAGUUUUUAAAGGAGUGUGCAGGUGAACCGCUGUUUAUGCUUUACUGUGCCAUCAAACAGCAGAUGGAGAAGGGACCCAUUGAUGCCAUCACUGGAGAGGCCCGCUACUCCCUAAGUGAAGAUAAGCUCAUCCGUCAACAGAUUGACUACAAAAUGCUGACUCUAAACUGUGUGAACCCUGAGAAUGAAAAUGCUCCUGAGAUCCCAGUCAAGGUCCUGAACUGUGACACCAUCACACAAGUGAAGGAGAAGCUGCUGGAUGCUGUGUACAAGGGAGUGCCAUACUCCCAGAGACCAAAAGCAGGAGACAUGGAUCUGGUGAGCACGAUCCCCAGUGACCCCAUGCCCUUCUCUUCCAUCGGUGCAGAGUGGCGGCAGGGCAGGAUGGCUCGGAUAAUACUGCAAGAUGAAGAUGUAACCACAAAGAUCGACAAUGACUGGAAAAGACUCAACACUCUCGCCCAUUACCAGGUGACAGAUGGCUCCUCUGUUGCACUGGUGCCCAAGCAGAAUUCUGCCUAUAACAUCUCCAACUCCUCCACUUUCACCAAGUCACUCAGCAGAUACGAGAGUAUGCUCCGGACAGCCAGCAGCCCUGACAGUCUCCGUUCCCGGACCCCCAUGAUCACUCCUGACCUCGAGAGUGGCACCAAGCUAUGGCAUCUGGUGAAGAAUCAUGAUCACAUGGAUCAACGAGAAGGUGAUCGGGGCAGCAAGAUGGUCUCAGAAAUCUACCUGACCCGCCUGCUAGCCACCAAGGGGACCCUACAGAAGUUUGUCGAUGAUUUAUUUGAGACCAUCUUCAGCACAGCCCACCGAGGAAGUGCCUUGCCUCUGGCCAUCAAGUAUAUGUUUGACUUCCUAGACGAACAAGCAGAUAAGCACCAGAUCAAUGACUAUGAUGUCAGGCACACUUGGAAGAGUAACUGUCUACCUCUGCGUUUUUGGGUGAAUGUGAUUAAGAACCCCCAGUUUGUCUUUGACAUUCACAAGAACAGUAUUACUGAUGCCUGCCUAUCAGUGGUGGCUCAGACAUUCAUGGACUCCUGCUCAACUUCUGAGCACAAGCUAGGGAAAGAUUCUCCCUCCAACAAACUACUGUACGCCAAGGACAUCCCCAACUACAAGAGCUGGGUAGAAAGAUAUUAUGCAGAUAUUGCUAAAAUGCCAGCAAUCAGCGACCAAGAUAUGAGCGCCUACCUGGCAGAGCAGUCACGGUUACACCUGAGCCAGUUCAACAGCAUGAGUGCACUGCACGAGAUCUACUCCUACAUCACCAAGUACAAGGAUGAGAUUCUAGCUGCUUUAGAGAAGGACGAACAAGCCCGAAGGCAACGGCUGCGAAGUAAGUUGGAGCAGGCAAUUGACACAAUGGCCCUAAGUAGCUGAAAAGGCCGAGACAGCACUGCAGACUUCCCUAGCAGUGGAUACGAAGAAGAGAGAGAGGGCAAGCGAGCCGCGGCAGUAAGAAAGCAAGCAAGAAUCUGUUGGGGCCUAGCACCAAACAAUGCACAGAGUCCGCUGCGUCUCGGAACACGUUACAUAAAUGGACAGCAAAAACUUAAGCCACCAUAUCAAAAACAAAUUGAGCCUAUCUAGAUUCCUUUUGAAAGGAGCGACGUAGCAAAGAACCUGAAGGACCCCAGGAGAUGUGCAAGGAGGGGCCAGGGAAGAGGACUCCGGCUCAGCUGCCACUGCCCCCCCCCAACGAGGCCUGUCCCAGAUCUGGCAAUGGAAGGUUGGGGACAGCACUAACUUCUAGGACAACGUUUUUACAUUAUGGUUUUUCUGUAGCAGGCGGGUGGGUAGGCUUAUAAUUCCCCCCCCCCCCGCUGUACUUGCUCCCUUUCCUGCCUUGCCUGGACAACUCUCCUCUUUAUUUUCUCUCCCUUUCUCUCUCCCUGGCCUUCUGCCUCUAGUGUUAACUGCUAUAUUUGCACAAUUUCCACAAGCUAGAUUUUUUUUAAUUAAAAAAAAAAGAUUAAAAGUAUAGGGGUUGGGGGGAGGUUCUAAAUUUUCCACAAAAAUUUUGCAGAACAUUUUUUUUUUUAAAUGAAAACAAAAAGAAAGGACCGUCACUUGGUUAGGAUAGAAAUGGGAUGAGUGGGACCAAAAAGAGUCCCUGUAUCUAUUGGUUCUUUCUACAUUUUGCCCUGUGCCAUGUUUUGUUUGAAUGUUUAGCACAGGCCAAAAAGAUGCUCUCAUUUUGAAUGCUGCUUAAGAGUGUGCCGGAGGUUUAGAUACAGGCAAAAACAUGGAUGGGUGCUGGAGGUUUAGUCAAGCAGGCAAAAACAUGGAAGGGUGGCUCUGUGUAGUAGCAAGCCCCAAAGGGAGAGAUCUUUCACCUUUUCAUUUUUGCAGGUCUGGUAAGUUGCUUUGUGGGACCUGGCAUCUUUUUCAGAAAAGUCCCUGCUUUGCUUUUUUAUAGAUAAGACACGAUGGUCUAUUUGUAAAUUGAACUAAGCAACCUACCAGAAGCUUUCCUUGUCCCACCACCAUCAUAGACCUUCUGCCGCCUUACCGCAUAUAGGGAUGUGCAUAAAACCGGUUCUCCCGGUUCGGUUCGGAUCCGAACCGGGUCCGAACCGGACCAGGGUGGUUCGGUUUUGGUUUUGCCGAACCACCCCCCCGGUUCGGUUCGGAUCCGAACCGAACCGGUUCGGAUCUCAAAAAAUAGCUGGUUUGAAAGGGGACCUUGUGUUCUACCUGCCACCCAAAUUUCA
Molecule: messenger RNA, 7593 nt
Organism: Hemicordylus capensis (graceful crag lizard)
Lineage: Eukaryota; Metazoa; Chordata; Lepidosauria; Squamata; Cordylidae
Gene: PLXNA1
Product: plexin A1
Exons: 32
Coding region: 542-6259 (1905 amino acids)
Biological process (GO): negative regulation of cell adhesion; regulation of GTPase activity; regulation of cell shape
Cellular component (GO): semaphorin receptor complex
Molecular function (GO): semaphorin receptor activity; protein binding
Source: RefSeq, a predicted model, not a curated record